AUGGCCCUACAAGGCAGAGACUUGAUCCUUGCCGCCGUCACAUGCUUCAUCGCGUGGGGCUAUGCCGUCAGCUGGGUCCCGACUUUGCGGUGGAUGGGCUACGCCUUGGUCGGAGGAGUCGUCCUGACCACCGCCGCCUUGUUCGCCCUUAUACUGCUCACGUCGCGCGGAUUCAGACGCGGUUUGCGACAUCGAUCGCCCCGUCCAAAUGGCCCUGCAUUCCUUGCGCCCAAGGUCUGGGCUCGCGAGAUCGCCGGUCUCCAGACGCGACAAGCUUACUCGAAAGUGCCCAUCGACCCUGAUUCCCGCCGCAUUUCCAAAGCUCUCGACGACCUCAUCGAACUGAUAAUCCGCGACUUUGUUAGUUCAUGGUACUCCAACAUCAGCAAGAACCCCGUCUUCUCCAACCAAGUCGACAAAGCCGUACGCGACGCCCUUAUCGGUAUCCGGGAGCGACUUUUGGAGCUCGACCUCGUGGACAUCGUUACUACACGAGUUGUUCCGAUGUUGACGGCACAUUUUCGAGACUUUUACGAGGCCGAACGAGCUGUGCGGGGGAAGAAGCUGAAUCGGUCCGUAACGGAAUCCGAGGAGCUGGAUCUUGCAAUCGCCUCCAAAUACAAGGACGGGAAACUUCAUCCCGCUGCGUCAUUGUCGUUUCCCGACACGAAACUCGUGCAACAAGAUUACUUGCGGAAAAUGGUCUCCGCGAUCUUGCCAAACGUUCUUCCACCCAGCGUACUUGCUAGCCGGGCCGUAUCUACCAUCAUCCGAGAGAUCGUGGCUUGCGCCGUGCUGUUUCCCGUGAUGCAAAUUCUGGCCGAGCCUGAUACCUGGAACCAAGUGAUGGAGAACUAUGGCCGUUCCAUGCUACAGGAUCGAUCAACGGUCCGGAAGCUUAGGGCUGCGUUAGAUCAGCAUGCCUCUCCAACCCCGAGAUCCAGCAAGGCCGCCAUCAUUCCCCGUCUUUCGCCCACGGAUAGCGAGAGAAAGUUUGAAAAGUUCAUUCGCGCGAUACGGAAAGUCAACAAUCUCUCCGACGCCAGGAGGCUGCGAAGCGAGGUUGCGAGCCAACUAAAGCGCGAUUCCUUAGAGGAAAAUCAGGAUCAGGUUUAUCUUCGCCGGCUGGAGAUGGGCAAGCGGCUUCUAGACCAACGCGUCCAGCUUCUAGCGGCGGGCGGAAGCCGACAAGCUUCUGCGACCUUGCCUGCUCGUCCAGCCGGUGUUCCCCAGGUAGCUUCGAAGCUCGAGAACGCAUCACUGGUCGACUUGCUUCGAGAUGCAUCUGGCCUAUCCUACUUCAUGGAGUUCAUGGACCGUCACCGCAUGAUGCCUCUUGUUCAGUUCUGGCUGGUCGUUGACGGUUUCCGAAACCCUUUGGAAGAUGAGGGCCAAGACGACGAACACUUGCCAUCCAAUCUGCCAAUGUGGACCGAUUCUGAUCGUCUGGAUCUCGCUCAGAUCGAUCACGCAUACCUUGCUAAGGCUGAACUGAAGGUCUCACAAGCCUCUCGAGACGAGGUCCGAGCCUUUCUGGACGCCGGUAAAGCAGCAACCCCUGAGCAAUAUUACAAGGCGCGCAGGGCCAUCCUGAGGGCUCAGGCGGCUGUCUUGGAGAGAAUGCAAGCCCAAUUCUUCCAGGCUUUCAAGAAGUCCGAUCUCUUUUAUAAGUGCUUAGCAGCGCAAGAAGCAUCAGCCAACAUUGCAUCUUCCCCCAUCGCAGAGCCGUCUGCCUCGUCGCAAGCACACCCGCCAAUGUAUCGCAAUUCCCAGUCGUACCAGUCCAAGCCCGGCCCUGUCGCCCGCUUGGCGCCUAGGUUAUCACGGCCGCUAUCUCGGCGUGCCGGAUCCGCUUCCGAUUUGGCGAGUCUCAACGUUAAUGGCAGCAGCGGCUCUGAACCAGUACCGCGGCAACGACACUCCCUAGAUGAAGAAACGCCGGCACCGCUGUUUGACGACGAUGAUUUCGACCAAGAUGGCAUGAUGGACUCUGUUCAAAGUCUUGACCAGGAAACAGGCAAGCCGGUUCCAGAUACCAACGUGGUGCAGGCCAUGGAGGAAGCAUUGAAUAACAUCAUGGAGGACAACCGACCACAGACAGCCGAGGAAUUCCGAGCUUCGCUUUUCGGGCCCGAGGACGCCGUCGAUCGGUCAAGCCUGUUUUCCGGGGACAACGACUCGCAUCGUGGAUCACUUGAGGUGUCAAGACCUGCCGCGCAAUCGUCUAAGGAGGCCGAGAAGCCGAGUCUUGCGUCCCUUGGGCUUGUCAGUGCAGCAUCGCGCAUAGGAGUCUUCGUGGACGACGACUUGUUCGGCGACGAGGAUAAGUACCUCUCUGACGAACGAGACGAUGAGGGCGAAGGGGACAAUGGUGAUGUAGAAGAUGAGGUGCACGAGGCGGCGCCAGGCGACCUUGGACUAGCAGAAGCCAUCACAGCCUUGUCCAAUGACAUUGACCGUCUCAUUGCGCAGGAUGCCAUUGUCGAAUCCCUGACGAAGAAAGCGGAGCUUACCAACAACACAGCCGAGCUUCGGAUUCUCCGAAAGUCUAAAGCGAGUUUGCAACGCGAAAUUCGUCGAAAAGAACUACAAAGGCAGCAAUAUGUCGUGCAGGAGAGCGACAACAGCCUGUAUGGCCGAUCUUCAAUCAAGAUCAAGGCUAUUCAGGUGGGGCGAGAAGACGACGGCAGAGAAUUUGCCUUGUACGUGGUCGAGGUACAAAGAGAUGCCGGCGAAAAGAUGCCGGCAGCAACAUGGAUGAUCACUCGCCGGUAUAGCGAGUUCCACGAGUUGCACCAGAAGCUUCGUUCAAGGUAUCCUUCGGUUCGCAACCUCGACUUCCCCCGCAGAAGAAUGGUCAUGAAAUUCCAGAGCGAGUUUCUCCGCAAGCGACGGACAGCUCUUGAGCAAUAUCUACGCGAGCUUCUGAUGCUACCCGAAGUCUGCAGGAGCCGGGAUCUACGAGCGUUCUUGUCGCAAAGCGCGAUUGCGCAGGGCACGGACAUAGUCGACCGCGAAGACAAGAAGGAUAUGAUCACAAGGCUGUACGACUCUGUGACGGACGGCGUAGAAGAUAUCCUGGGCAACAUACCCGUUUUGGAUCAACUGUCACUAGCUGGACAAAAUCUCAUCGCGGCCGCCACGAACCAGCUCAACGCCGUACCACUGCCUGUCAACGAAGACGGCGUCAGCGCUGCCGAGGCUGAGGCCGAGUUGAAUGCGUUCGAGAACAAGGAACUGGAGUCUUUCAUCAAGCCAAUUUGCGACAUUUUUCUGGAGGUCUUCGAACUCAACCGCGGAAACAACUGGCUCCGUGGGCGUGCUGUUGUAGUUGUCCUGCAACAAUUACUUGGCGGCACGAUCGAGCGUAAAGUUCGGGACAACGUCAAGGUGUUGGUCCAGGAGGAUGCCAUUCUUAAGUACAUUGCCCUCCUCAAAGCCAGCAUGUGGCCCGGCGGUGAGAUGGAUAAGAACAAGCAGCCGCGGACGGCAUCAGAAAAGAAGAAGACGAGAACGGAAGCCAGUCUGAUGCUGGCAACUCUCGUGCCAGACCUAGCCGGGAGUGUGGUUGGCAGAGUGAACGCCCAGGCCGCCAGCCGGCGUGUAUUUGCAACAUUUAACAAUUCGAGGCUCAAUGCUCAUCUGGCCUUUACGUUUAUAGAUGAGCUGGUGGAGAUUAUGUUUGGUUGAGUCCGGGAUUCGUCGUCUUCAUUUGCUUAUCGUCUAGUGGAAGCUAAGGGGUUUUCCUUGAGCGCGUUGGCAAUUGGCAUAGCAUGGCGUCUGCUAGGAAUCUUUCUGUUCACGAUACAAACCGGGGCAGGGUCGCGUGCGAUUAUAGGGCCGCAUGGGCAGGCGUCUGGUAUUCGAUUUCUUGGUUUCGAGAGAAUCACAUUGCAGAACGAGAGAAGACGAACCACUGGAUGGUUUAUUGUGUAGAAUGUUAGACAAGGUAUCUGUUGGGAUCCAGUACGAAGAGAAGGCACGACGCGAGGCUAAGUCCAUUUAGGACUUGGACUUCUACGGCCGCUUGAAACGUCUGUGCCGAAUCACAAUACUUUGGAAGACGCUGAUCCAAGGGGGACGGGCAAGAUAGGUACAUGCUGUCGACUAACAUGAAGCAAGGAUUCAGCGCGCUGGAAGUGGCUAUCAGGAAAGCUUGCCACGGGUGACCGAACAUGCAACAUGCCGUUUAUGCUGUUCGUACGAGCCGGCGUGGCCCCUUUGUUCGCCCCCUCCACCCCUCCCCUCGAUAUGGUGAGUGGCACUUUUGGCAACCAAAGGCUAUGUCCGCCCAGUUGUUUUUAAUCAUCGGUACCGGUGAGCGCGGUUGUCUGAAGGAGAAAAGAGGGGCAAGGGAGAACUCUGUUACAGAUGCAAAAUGGCACAAGGUAGGGGGUCAAUUCAGGGCUCGCGGGUUUCGGGCUGAUCUCAGGUCUGGAUACUCAAAGAGGGUACCGGCAGGUCGGUGAAUGUCGCGAAGAUUGGAUUGUUGAGGAGUUUGAUGAUGUCUGCCUGACUUGUGUCUGAAGAGAUGAGUUGGGUGAUUCCCCAGCACAGUUGCGAUACUAAAGCGAAGGAGGUUAAUCUCAGUAACCUGGCGAUUCGUCCUGGCAUUGAGCGAUGUCCCGAUAUCCCAAUGUCCCUCGGGUCGACGGCGAUCACAGCAGCACCUCACACGGGUAACCAGGGUCGGAGACGUCAAUGUUGGCUUGUCUUUGUUGCGACCAGCCAGGAGUUGUUUGAGUUGCCCGGUUUGGCGGGUCAUACACUGGAUACGGGCUGGGAUGGUAUGAAUCAGGGACCCAAUCAUCUUGACUUUUGAUUAAAUAAACAGCGAGGAUCUACUAUACAUAGUAGACAUCAAUCAGGCACAACUGGAGGAUGUUGCCGGCUAGCUCCGGAUCUGGCUACCCCUGACGGAGAUCUCGCUUUUGUCCUCCUCCCCGCUGAUUUGCUGAGAGGUUGCUUCGGCCUGGUCCCGGAUGGUUAGAGCAACUGAAGGG
Messenger RNA from Colletotrichum destructivum, 5003 nucleotides. RefSeq names its product Putative Phox-associated domain, sorting nexin, RGS domain, RGS domain superfamily, RGS, subdomain 2. Gene Ontology annotation, cellular component: intracellular membrane-bounded organelle. Gene Ontology annotation, molecular function: phosphatidylinositol binding. The transcript has 2 exons. Lineage: Eukaryota; Fungi; Ascomycota; Sordariomycetes; Glomerellales; Glomerellaceae. The coding region runs from base 1 to 3690 and encodes 1229 amino acids. The record is from RefSeq and is a predicted model, not a curated record.